This is a messenger RNA of Melanotaenia boesemani (Boeseman's rainbowfish), 3077 nucleotides long. RefSeq names its product phosphorylase, glycogen, liver (gene pygl). Gene Ontology annotation, biological process: glycogen catabolic process. Lineage: Eukaryota; Metazoa; Chordata; Actinopteri; Atheriniformes; Melanotaeniidae. Gene Ontology annotation, cellular component: cytoplasm. The record is from RefSeq and is a predicted model, not a curated record. Bases 62 to 2623 code for a protein of 853 amino acids. The transcript has 20 exons. Gene Ontology annotation, molecular function: glycogen phosphorylase activity; pyridoxal phosphate binding.
UACUUUCCCGACUUCACUCGUCAGGUCAGGCAGAGCUGGUCAGGCUACCUGCGCAUCCAGCAUGGCGACUCCUCUCACCGACCAGGAGAAGCGCAAGCAGAUCAGCAUCAGGGGGAUCGUGGGGGUGGAGAACGUUGCAGAGCUUAAGAAGGGUUUCAAUCGCCACCUGCACUUCACCCUGGUCAAAGACAGGAACAUCGCAACGCCCAGAGAUUAUUACUUUGCCUUGGCCCACACCGUGAGGGACCACCUGGUGGGGAGAUGGAUCAGGACACAACAGUUUUACUAUGAAGCAGAUCCAAAAAGGGUGUAUUAUCUGUCUCUGGAGUUCUACAUGGGCAGAACGCUCCAGAACACCAUGAUCAACCUGGGUCUGCAGAACGCCUGCGAUGAAGCCAUUUACCAGCUUGGCCUGGACAUGGAGGAACUAGAGGAGAUGGAAGAGGACGCAGGGCUGGGAAAUGGAGGUCUGGGGAGGCUGGCAGCUUGCUUCUUGGACUCCAUGGCCACCCUGGGUCUUGCAGCCUACGGUUAUGGCAUCCGAUAUGAAUAUGGGAUAUUUAAUCAGAAGAUAAGAGAUGGUUGGCAGGUGGAGGAAGCAGAUGACUGGCUGAGGCAUGGGAACCCCUGGGAAAAAGCUCGUCCUGAGUACACGCUGCCAGUUCACUUCUAUGGACGUGUAGAGGAGACUAAAGACGGCCCUAAAUGGGUCAACACUCAGGUAGUCCUAGCGAUGCCUUACGACACACCUAUUCCUGGCUACAUGAACAACACUGUGAAUACCAUGAGGUUGUGGUCUGCCCGCGCCCCCAAUGACUUCAACUUAAGAGACUUUAACGUUGGAGAUUACAUACAGGCUGUUCUGGACAGAAAUCUGGCAGAGAACAUCUCGCGCGUGCUUUACCCAAAUGACAAUUUCUUUGAAGGAAAAGAACUUCGUCUGAAGCAGGAGUACUUUGUCGUGGCAGCCACACUCCAAGACAUCAUCCGCCGCUUCAAGACCACUAAGAAGGGCAGCCCAGGUCGUACCUCCUUCGACAGCUUUCCAGACAAAGUUGCAAUCCAGCUGAAUGACACUCAUCCGGCCAUGGCCAUCCCCGAACUGAUGAGAGUCUUUGUGGACAUUGAGAAACUCGACUGGGACACGGCCUGGGACCUCACCAGACGUACAUUUGCUUACACCAACCAUACAGUCCUCCCUGAGGCUCUGGAGCGCUGGCCUGUGGAGCUACUGGAGAACCUGCUGCCCAGACACCUGCAGAUCAUAUACCAGAUAAACCAGGUCCACUUGGAUAAUAUCGCUGCUCUCUUCCCAAAAGACAUCGACAAGUUGAGGAAGAUGUCUCUGAUCGAGGAGGACGGAUGUAAGAGGGUGAACAUGGCACACCUGUGCAUCGUGGGUUCCCACGCUGUCAACGGAGUUGCUGAGAUACACUCCAACAUCAUCAAGACAGAAGUAUUUCGUGAUUUCAGUGACCUAGAGCCAAAUAAGUUCCAGAACAAAACCAACGGCAUCACUCCCAGACGCUGGCUGCUCCUCUGCAACCCCGGACUGGCUGAGCUUAUAGCCGAGGUCAUUGGGGAAGAUUAUGUGAAGGACCUCAGCCAGCUGCAGAAGCUGAAUGAUUUUGUUGACGAUGCCGCCUUCAUCCGGGACAUCUCCAAAGUAAAACAGGACAACAAGCUGAAAUUUGCCCAGUACCUGGAGAAGGAGUACAGGGUUAAAAUUAACCCAAACUCCAUGUUCGACGUCCACGUCAAGAGAAUCCAUGAGUACAAGCGACAGCUCCUCAACUGCCUGCACAUCAUCGCCAUGUACAACCGCAUCAGGAAGAACCCCACGGCGACUUUUGUACCACGGACUGUGAUCAUCGGUGGAAAGGCUGCACCAGGAUAUCACAUGGCAAAAAUGAUCAUCAAGCUCAUCACCUCAGUGGCUGAUGUGGUGAAUAAUGAUCAUAUGGUGGGAAAUAAACUGAAAGUCAUCUACCUGGAGAACUACAGAGUCUCCCUUGCAGAGAAAGUAAUACCUGCCACAGAUUUGUCAGAGCAGAUCUCCACUGCUGGCACAGAGGCUUCAGGAACAGGCAACAUGAAGUUCAUGCUAAACGGAGCUCUGACCAUCGGCACCAUGGAUGGAGCCAACGUGGAGAUGGCCGAAGAAGCAGGGGAGGAGAACCUCUUCAUCUUUGGCAUGAGGGUGGAGGGUGUAGCAGAAAUGGACAAAAAGGGAUAUGAUGCCAUGGAAUUCUACAAGAAAAUUCCUGAGCUGAAAGAAGUGAUGGAUCAGAUCACAUCUGGAUUUUUCAGCCCUAAAAAUCCAAAACUUUUCAAGGAUCUUACCGACAUGUUGUUCAAGCACGAUCGGUUCAAAGUGUUUGCAGAUUUUGAGGCCUACAUGAAAUGCCAAGAAAAAGUCAGCAAACUCUAUCAGAAUCCAGUGAAGUGGACGAAGAUGGUGAUCAAAAACAUUGCUGCCACGGGAAAGUUCUCCAGCGACAGGACCAUCGCAGAAUACGCCACCGAGGUGUGGGGCGUGGAGCCCACCGACUUGAAGAUCCCGCCGCCAAGUGAACCCAGAGAGGCCAUCGUGGAAACUGCCAGAGCUCUAAAGAAAAUGUGAAGCCGCUCCACAACCAAAAUGCUGCCUUUGUUUACAACACAUUCAACUGCCUCCAUUCACUACCUGUAGCCACCAUGAAACGCGUCUCUAAACUGCUCUGCGGACUUAAGGUGCUUUUAGAAACGCACAUACUUUUACUUCUUUUUAACAUCUGAGUCAAAGCACUGGUAUUUGUUUGGUUCAAACGCAUUCGUGACUCACUGGGGAAGAGAAAGCUCAAGGAAUUUAUUUCUAACAUUUGUCAGGUUCAAGAUGAGCAGAUGUUACAGAAGUUUAGUAAGAUCUCAGUCGCACAGCAGCUGAAUAAAACGUGUUUAUUGUUACAUUUGUGUGGCUUUAUGUGGGUCGUUCCAACAGCUGUAUAUCUGUACUUGUAGAAUUUAUUUGCAUCAGUAUCAGUUGGACAAAUGGACACAACUUCAUUUGAAAUAAUAAAAAAGUCACUGUAAAAUUA